Molecule: messenger RNA, 1740 nt
Organism: Blastocystis hominis
Lineage: Eukaryota; Bigyra; Opalinata; Blastocystidae
Exons: 3
Coding region: 1-1740 (579 amino acids)
Biological process (GO): 'de novo' AMP biosynthetic process
Cellular component (GO): cytosol
Molecular function (GO): N6-(1,2-dicarboxyethyl)AMP AMP-lyase (fumarate-forming) activity; (S)-2-(5-amino-1-(5-phospho-D-ribosyl)imidazole-4-carboxamido) succinate lyase (fumarate-forming) activity
Source: RefSeq, a predicted model, not a curated record
AUGUUUUUCAGUCAUGAGAAUUGUGAUUCCUUCAAGUACCUAUGGAUAUCGUGCAGUAUAUUCAUCACCCUAUAUACACUCGAUUCCAAAUACUCAAAUAGCAAUGAUUGUCAUAACGAAAGAGAUCCAAUGAAGCUUACAAGGAAUACCCAGUUCAAAAUAUCCCCCAAGGUUGACCCCAUUUUGAUUCUUCCUGUCCCACCUUUUUCCAUAGUUUGUUGUCUUGAAAUGAGUGUUGUCCCUGAAGAAUACGUUCCUCAACGUCCUAAGUACCAGAAUCCUCUUGUCGACAGAUAUGCCUCCAAAGAGAUGAGCUACAUCUGGUCUCCGGAUAUGAAGUUUUCUACCUGGAGAAAAUUGUGGAUUGCUCUGGCUACUGCUGAGAAGGAGUUGGGUCUGAACAUCACCGAUGAGCAGAUCAAUGAGAUGAAGGCUCAUAUUUACGAUAUCAAUUACGAGUUUGCUGAGGCGAAGGAAAAGGAGUUGCGACACGAUGUUAUGUCUCAUGUGCACGCUUAUGGAGAGCUGUGCCCCAAGGCCAUGCCUAUUAUUCAUUUAGGAGCGACGUCGUGCUAUGUGGGUGACAACACCGAUCUUAUCCAAAUUCGCGAGGCUGCCAACCUGAUUCUCGGAAAGCUGGUGCGUGUGAUCAACGCUCUCCGCAACUUCUCCGAGCAGUACAAAGAUCUGCCCACCUUGGGUUUCACGCACUACCAGCCCGCCCAGUUGGUGACCGUCGGUAAGCGAGCCACCCUCUGGAACCAGGACCUGGUGAUGGACCUCGAGAAUCUGGAGUACCAGAUCGAGCACAUUCCGUUCCGCGGCGUGAAGGGCACGACGGGAACGCAGGCCUCCUUCAUGGAGCUGUUCAACGGCGACGAGGAGAAGGUGCUGGCUCUGGACAAGCGUGUGUGCGAGCUGAUGGGCUUCAAGCGCUCGAUCGCCGUCAGCGGCCAGACGUACACGCGCAAGGCGGACUACUACGUGCUCACCGCGCUCACCGGAAUCGCGGGAUCGCUGUACAAGAUGGCUGGGGACAUCCGUCUGCUGGCAAACCUCAAAGAGAUGGAAGAGCCGUUCGGCAAGAACCAGAUCGGCUCUUCCGCGAUGGCGUACAAGCGGAACCCGAUGCGUUGCGAGCGCAUCUGCUCGCUGGCGCGCUACGUGAUGGGUCUGGCGAACGAUCUGGCGCAGACGCACGCGUGCCAGUGGUUCGAGCGAACGCUGGACGACAGCGCCAUUCGCCGCAUCGUGCUGCCCGAAGCGUUCCUGGCCACGGAUAUCAUCCUGACGGUGGCGCUGGACGUGACGUCGGGUCUGAUCGUGUGGCCGAAGGUGAUCGAGUCGCACGUGCGCGAGCAGCUGCCCUUCAUGGCGACGGAGAACAUCAUGAUGGAGUGCGUGAAGGCGGGCGGCGAUCGCCAGGAGCUGCACGAGGCGAUCCGCGUGCACUCGAUGGAGGCUGCGCGCGUGUUCAAGCAGGAGGGACUGCCGUUCGAUUUGCUGGAGAGAAUCCGCAAGGACCCGCUGUUCGCUGCGGUGCAUGACAGACUGGACUCCAUUGUGAACCCGGUGGCGUUUAUCGGCCGCGCGCCGCGCCAGGUGGAGAUGUUCAAUCGCGACGUCGUGGACCCGUACUUGGAGAAGUACCACCACUUCCUGGAGGAGAAGAGCGAGGACGCCGUGAACGUUUUAAGUGUUUGUUGGAAACAAGGGACAAAAGCAGGAGCAGAUCGUUGA